GCACCGCCCAGAUCCUACGUUGCCCCUUCUGAUAAAGUUGCCCGGCCGCGCCUGCCAGAGAAGGAGCACGGGAAAUACCAGAACCAGGUGAAAUACUCGGAAAAAUCAAAUCUCGCAAUUCGCCAAUUACCGUAUCGUGCCCAUGGCCAUGAACCAACCGACUGCAACGGACAGCGUUGGCAGCAGCAACCCGGACCCCCUCCCAACCCUCUCCAGCUCAUCCGAAUUUCUCUCUCCUUGUCCAAAGUUUGGCGUGCUCGUGCUUGGAAACCCCGAGUCGACAAAGCAGGAGUUUUUUUCGAGCAUCUUCGGGGUCGAUCUAGAGAAAAAACUUGUCGCAGACGCCUUCAGCAGCGCGCACGACAUCGAGAAGGAGCUUGACCUGCAGGGACAGAACGAGCGCCUAGCCAUCUACACAUCGCCCAACUUUGGCACCGACGACGAGGGCGUCUACAGCCGCGUGUGCGACUUCCUCGCGGACAACUCGGCGCCGCCGAGCCGCGUGCACUGCAUCUGGUACUGCGUCGCGAGCGAGGAGGACCGCCCAGUGCACGCUCUCGAGGAGCGCUUCUUCACGCGCGACCUCGCGUCGCUCGCCGCCCACACGCCCCUCGUGCUCGUCUUCACAAAGUAUGACGAGUUCGUCAGCCAGGUGCAGCUGGACUGGUCGCGCCAGGCCGACCACCGCGGGCUGUCCAAGGUCGCCGUGUCGCACAUCCUGCGCGAUCUGACGGCCAAGCGCUUCGCGAAGCAGAUCGGCAAGAGGUGGGACGACGUCGAGUCGCGGAGCCUGAUAAAGAAGAUCCCGAGGGUAUGCGUUGCGAGCCGCAGCGAGGUCGAAGACGACGGCCUCGGCUCGACAAGCUUUUACGCGCUUGCUACCGCGACGCUGGACAACCUGCGGGAAAGGAGCGUCAAGACGGCGUUCGCAGCGGCGCAGAGAAAUUCCGCCUCGGUUGCGACGCGAUUCUGCGCCGACACGGCCGCCGAAUACUUCGCCGUCGACACUGGCCACGCUCGCAAGCUGUCCGGCGUUGACAUGCGCGACAUCAUGCCCAACUUCUUCGCCAAGGCCGUCCAGAUCUUCAACAUGCGGGACAGCGCGGGCGUGCUAACCGACAGCUCGCUUCUCGGGAGGGUGCUCGAAGCCACGUUCGACCCGGGCGAGCGGCUGCUGCUCGACCAGAGCCUGCACUACAGCACGGCCGACUCGGGCACCAUGCUGCUCAGCCUCAGCCCGCACGAGCGCGCGGUCCUGCUGACGCAGGCGCUGGCGGGGAUCGUGCUCUUCCUGUACAAGCUGGCCGACACGCAGUGGCCGCACGAGGACUUCCUGUCGCCCUACACGCUCUCGGCACGGACGCUGGAGCACGCGCUGCGCGACAUCAGCUCGGGGCACGAGAAGGGCGUGGUGCUCGAGACGGUCGAGGCGAGCCCCAUUUUCGCGUCGUGCCAGCUCAAGUCGCAGGUCGCCGACCUGAUUGCGCGAGCCGUCGAGCAGGCCGAGGACGGGCGCGCGCCGAAUUUUGUGGCCAACGGCCGCCAUGCCUCGUCGCGCGCCAUCAUUGUUGAGGACGACGCGGAUUUGCAGGAGAUUUCUAUGAGUUUUGUGAAUGACAAGAACCCGGACGACAUGGUUCUCCCGUGCGGGCUGUCGAUUCUCCGUCUCAACUAGUCUGCGCAAAUGAAUCGGGUUGAAAUGAGAUGACGAGGAAGGACCCGCUAGUUCAAUGUAACUGUUGGGGUAUUUGGCUAUCAUCAGGACUGGUAUUUAACUCAAAGUGUGUCCAGGGGCAAGGCUCUAUAGACGAGUUUACAUCUAUAUUUGGGUACAUAGUUAUUGAUUUAUUGAAUGGCAAAUCAUCAUAAUAAUGAAACAAA
Lasiosphaeria miniovina is the source of this 1881-nucleotide messenger RNA. RefSeq lists its product as uncharacterized. The record is from RefSeq and is a predicted model, not a curated record. The transcript is spliced from 3 exons. Bases 143 to 1675 code for a protein of 510 amino acids. NCBI's taxonomy places the organism in Eukaryota, Fungi, Ascomycota, Sordariomycetes, Sordariales, Lasiosphaeriaceae.